Molecule: messenger RNA, 2294 nt
Organism: Monomorium pharaonis (pharaoh ant)
Lineage: Eukaryota; Metazoa; Arthropoda; Insecta; Hymenoptera; Formicidae
Gene: Pop2
Product: CCR4-NOT transcription complex subunit 7
Exons: 7
Coding region: 229-1137 (302 amino acids)
Cellular component (GO): P-body; CCR4-NOT core complex; CCR4-NOT complex
Molecular function (GO): nucleic acid binding; poly(A)-specific ribonuclease activity
Source: RefSeq, a predicted model, not a curated record
CGUGUCGCGCGUGUGUACCGAGCUUCGCGAGCUGGAGCAAGUCGUUUAAACCGUUCAUGAUUUGACACGGCAGAAUCGCGGGUCCGAAGGUGCAGCCUCGCUUAAGUCGUCUCGCGCGCUUUGACCUCGUUGCUGACCAGGGGAUAUCACACUGCAAGUGAUAUGAAGAAGGAAAGGCCGUGACAGAGGGAAUUCCAAGCCAACAAUAGCCCCGGUGAAUGCAGGAACAUGCCUUCAGCUACCGGUGGGACCAACCAAAUUGGGCAGCAGAAGGGAGGGGGGACUAUGCCCAAUAAUGAAGAAUGUGGAAUCAGAGAUGUAUGGGGGCACAAUCUAGAAGAGGAGUUUCGUACAAUUCGUCAAGUCGUACAACAAUAUCAGUAUAUUGCAAUGGAUACAGAAUUUCCGGGUGUUGUAGCUAGGCCUAUUGGAGAAUUCAGAACUAAUGCCGACUAUCAAUACCAGCUGUUACGUUGCAAUGUAGACCUUUUGCGAAUAAUUCAACUUGGUCUCACAUUCCUUGAUGAAUCGGGGAAUACGCCGGGCGGUAGCUAUACAACAUGGCAGUUUAAUUUUAAAUUCAACUUACAUGAAGACAUGUAUGCACAGGAUAGUAUAGAUAUGCUACAAAAUAGUGGCAUACAGUUCAAGAAACAUGAAGAAGAGGGUAUCGAUCCUUUAGAGUUUGCUGAACUAUUAAUGACAUCGGGAAUUGUUCUUGUUGAUGACAUAAAAUGGCUAUCCUUUCAUUCUGGUUACGACUUCGGUUAUCUAUUGAAACUCCUGACGGAUCAAAAAUUACCACAAGAGGAAAGUGAAUUCUUUGAGCUUCUUAGGAUAUACUUUCCGACGAUAUAUGAUGUAAAAUACCUAAUGAAAUCUUGCAAGAAUCUGAAAGGCGGUUUACAAGAAGUGGCAGAACAGCUAGAAAUUCAGAGAGUGGGUCCUCAACAUCAAGCUGGCUCCGAUUCCCUUCUUACUGGAAUGGUCUUUUUUAAGAUGCGAGAAAUGUUUUUCGAAGAUAAUAUUGAUGAUGCAAAAUAUUGUGGACAUCUAUAUGGUCUGGGAACGUCAUUUGUUAUGAACGGAUCUAGCGGAUAUAUGGACAGUAAUGGAGAUAAUGCCUCGACGUCGUAAUAUUAAAAAAAGAAUCAUCCGUAACAGAGAGAUUAUUUCAUUACAAUAAAACGUUAUAAAAAAAUCUUUUCACUUAAUGAUGAAGUGUAUGGUUCAUGUCCGCAAUAUUAUAUUGACAUCAUUACUGUAGGUUUCCACACGAAAGGCAAUUAGACAUGUGUCUUGUAAAAAUCUCUCUUUAUUUUUUUUUUUUUUUUUUUUUUGGAAUUCUUUCUGUGACUCUUUUGUAGAUGUCUUCUGUGAUACGUACCAUCCAAUCGAAAAGAUUUAAAACACCGAAACUAAAAAAAGUGUAAUAUAAUUUUUUUGUAAACAUUUGGACAAUAUUGAUAUAUAAGAUACCAUCGCAGUACAAAAAUUCCAUAAUUUCCCCUACUUUUAAGAUCCUUGCAGGUAUACAUAUCCAAUUAUUCGAAUCAUACAUAAAGAAAAUGAGAAAGUUGCUUAACAUACUCAAACAUAAUUUACAGUCAAAUGUAUUGGUAAUGUUCGAUGUGUUCGACAUUUACAAUAUUUCACGAUACACAAAUAACGACUUUUUUUCUAUUGCAAUCAUGAAACGGAUAUGUGUCCCAUUAUUGUAUUAUACAAUUCAUAAUAAAAUAUACAUAUUUCUUUCUCUCUCUCUCGCUCUCUCGAAAAAAGAUCGAUCAUCAAAUACGAACUCGUCGAACAUUACUGAUGUACUUCUAUACGUGCUAUGCAGACGUAUCUGUUACUGUUGAUAUGUAUAUUUAUUCUAUGAUGCAUUUGUAGCGCGAUACAUUUUAAACAUGAAAAAAAUCACAUAUACAUUUUAAAAAACUGCAAUGGAGGGAAGUACACAUGUUUUUUUAGGUUGUCCAUGUUUUUAGAUUGAACCAUAUGAAUAUCGAUAUAAGAGCAUCAUACAUUUUUAUUAUGCGUAUAACAAAUACCGUAAAUGAUGCGUUCGUGUAAAAAAAAUAAAGUAUUAGUAAUACGAUUUAAAAAAUGAAGUAGCCUUCGUAUAAUAUUUGCUAUAUAUACUGCACGUGUUUUAUUGUAAAACCUGUCGUCCGCAAGAUUACAAGAAAGAAAAAAAUGAUUUUGGUACAUUUUCGAUCUAAUCGUACUAAAAAUAUCUGCUUUGUAAAUAUGACAGUUGCAAAAGUCGAAUAAAUAAUUUGCCUCUAAAA